AUGGCUCCUUCAUUCAUGACCAUUGACACAAACGAUAUGGACGUGGAUUUCUCCGUCCAGGCCAAGCGCACCCUCCUCCUAGCACCCCCCUCCAUCGCCACCCAAGAGGACAAACUCCGCGGCCUCUUCAGCACUUUCGACCGCUCAACCACAGACCUACAAAUGCUCGAUCGGCUCUCUUCAGGAGUCGUCUCCCUUCCAGCGGCAACUUACGAUCUCGUACUCAUACUCACCGACACAGACGGCACACGGCGCUCCGAGGCGCUGCAACUCCUCACCCGAGAUGUAUAUGCCACUCUAGUCCCCGCCAUGAAACCGGGUGCCAAGCUGCAAACCCAGGACUCAGCUCUUAAUGCCUCCGAUUCCAUGGAAGCCAUUCUGGCCGGCCUUGUGCAGUCCGACAACGGCUUUGAGAAACCAAAGUUUGAUCCCUCGGCCGCUGUCCCUUUGAAGUUCGGCCUGAAGAAGAAGAAUAAGUCUACCGCGCCAGCCACAGUUCCCAGUAUUCCCAAGGGAUUCGAAGCACCGAUGGGGAUCGACGCGCCAACUAAUCACGACCGCGACGAUGAUGAUGAGCUCAUUAAUGAAGAUACGCUUCUCUCCGAGGAGGAUUUAACAAGACCUAUAAUGCCGCCCCCAGAGUGCCAACCAAAGACCGGCCGCCGGCGACGCGCCUGCAAGGAUUGCACAUGUGGUCUGGCCGACAAACUCGAAGCAGAGGAUAGGGAGCGCCGUGCAAACGCAGAUAAAGAAUUGAACGUGAUGAAGCUGGAUACGGGGGAUUUGGCCGAGCUGGACUUCACCGUUGAAGGCAAGACUGGUUCUUGUGGAAGCUGUGCUCUGGGUGAUGCCUUCCGCUGUGACGGUUGUCCUUACAUGGGUCUUCCUGCCUUUAAGCCAGGUCAGGAGGUUCAGAUUCUGAAUGAUGUUGCGCAGCUUUGA
Messenger RNA from Penicillium coprophilum, 942 nucleotides. Its product is annotated as Cytokine-induced anti-apoptosis inhibitor 1. Gene Ontology annotation, biological process: iron-sulfur cluster assembly. Gene Ontology annotation, cellular component: cytoplasm. Gene Ontology annotation, molecular function: iron-sulfur cluster binding. The record is from RefSeq and is a predicted model, not a curated record. The transcript has 2 exons. NCBI's taxonomy places the organism in Eukaryota, Fungi, Ascomycota, Eurotiomycetes, Eurotiales, Aspergillaceae. The coding region runs from base 1 to 942 and encodes 313 amino acids.